Molecule: messenger RNA, 1782 nt
Organism: Naegleria lovaniensis
Lineage: Eukaryota; Heterolobosea; Eutetramitea; Acrasida; Naegleriidae
Exons: 1
Coding region: 1-1782 (593 amino acids)
Source: RefSeq, a predicted model, not a curated record
AUGAAAAAAACGCAUGACCAUGAUUUUGAUGAUCACGAUACUGGUGUUGAAAAGAAAAAAUUGAAAUAUAGUAGUCAUGAUAUUUCAUCCUCCAUCAGCACAGUUUAUCAUUCGGAAGCAUUUGGUAAUUUCAACCAAGAAUCUGUGAAAAUUCAGUUGAUGGAUUUUAAUUUACAUGAUACAAAUCAUUCUGAAGCUUAUCAUUUACUUUAUAGAAAAUUUGAAAAUCAAAGAAAGGGUUUUUUAAAGUGGUUUCGUCAUAAACAAGAAUUUAUUACUCGAGUUCGGAACCGAUUAUGUGAUUAUUUACCCAUCGAGUUUAUGUAUGAUCGGGAUGUUAUUUUAAACAUUGGAAUAUUCCAUCAUUCAUUAUUGUUGUAUAGACUGGAAAUUACAGACAAGGGUCUAAUGCUUGAGAUUGUUCAAAAGAAUGGACGAGCUCUACUUUGUGCUUCAACAACAUUGCGAGAGGAUCGGGAUGUGGUUCUUGAAGCUGUACAUAACGAUAUUCAUGCGUUGAGAUAUGCUUCGGUCGACUUACAAAAUGAUAAGGAGGUUGUGUUUCAAGCAUUUACAAGCAAUGCCCAAACAGAGUUUUAUAUUGGAAUGAGAUGGAAGCCACGUCAAUUAUUACAAGACACGGAAUUUAUCUUGUCGAUUGUGCGUCAUAAUGUCAAAAUUCUUGCAGAACCUUGUUGUGCUGAUUUGGUGCAGGACUUUCAUUUCAUGCUUGAAGCAUUGAAGGUGAAUGUACGUUCGUUAGCGUAUAGUUGUGCUUCCUUACGCAUGAGCAAAGAAUUUAUGAAAGAAGCAGUGAAAAUCAAUGGGAAUGCGCUUGAAUUUGCGUCACAGGAUUGUCAAAUGGAUCCUGAAAUACUUUCUAUAGCAUGUAAUAACCUCACAUAUUCGCUACAAUUUGCUACUCUAGCACAACGAAGUGACAGGCAAUACGUAUUACGUUCACUGAGACAAGCGUUCCGUUCUACGGAUUUGCAAUAUGCUUCUUAUGAAUUACAAAAUGAUAGGAGCGUGAUUUUGGAAGCCAUGAAAAUUCAGCAAAGUGCUGAUCCGUAUUGUUACGCUUCAGAAGAGCUGAGAAGUGACAAGUUAUUGGCCUUAACAGCAUUAUCAUAUUCACCAAAUAUCUAUCUUGUCACAUCAGAAAAUCUUCAGAAAGAUAAGGAAAUUAUUAUUGCAGCAAUUAAGAAUACACGUCAUGUUUCGUUUAUUCUCGAAUCUCAGCAUGCCAUUCAACAUAGAAAUGAUCCAGACGUAAUGCAAGCAGUGAUGAAAGGCUGUAAUCCCAAAUUUGGUCACUGUAAUUUAGAAGAAUAUCCAGAAAUAAUUCAAGCACAAGAUAAGGUCACAUUGUUGCAGAAAGUACAUCAGGCAAGCAAGAUGUAUUCUGACGACUCGGCCAUAUUUGCGGAUGUGUCAAGAUUUUGCAACAGCUCACUUUAUACAAAAUAUCAAGAUGAAGAAUUUUGGUUGAAAUUGAUCGCAAUUAGUUGUUAUUUCCUACAAUUUAUUCCAACACAAUUCAUUACUAAGGAGUUUGUGAUCAAGGCAUUGAAAUACAAUGGUUCAUGUUUAACACAUUUGUUAGUGACAGAGAAAUUUGGACACAACGACGACGAGUUGAAAUAUGUUGCAUUCAAGGAAGGAGGAUUUUGUGAAACUUCUUUUUUAGAGAGUUAUAUCUUUAACACACGCAUGGAUUUGUGUUAUAUGGGUGCAAAGGUUACGAAGAGCAUUGUGUUGGAUUAUUUACCAGACCAUUAA